AUGCGUGUUUCGCCUACUGAGUGUACAAUAUAUGAUCGAGACAGAAAACCAUUCAGGGUGGUAUUUGGCAGUGAAAAUUCUUGUAGUUGUUUGAAGUGGACCAUGAGUGGGAUUCUUUGUUCGCAUGCAUGCUAUGCCAUCCAUGAAUUAUCUUUAAAUAUUUGUGAGAUGGUUGAUCCAUGGUUUAGGGUUGAAACACAACAAAAACUAUGUGAACAUCUCAUGUCUUCUGUCCCCAUGCAUGAUAUGCCGAAUCCAGCUGCUGUUGCUGCUGCUGACGGUGAAGGUGCUUCCCAUCUUAGGCCUCCUGCGGUAACACGUCCCCCUGGACGACCUCGUAUUAAACGAAUCGAAUCACAAUUUCAAAAUGUAAGGUCGUUACACUGUUCGCGAUGCGGCGAGAAUGGUCAUAAUCGUCGAAAGUGCAAGGCUCCUAUACCUGGAUAG
Cornus florida is the source of this 447-nucleotide messenger RNA. RefSeq lists its product as uncharacterized. The record is from RefSeq and is a predicted model, not a curated record. Gene Ontology annotation, molecular function: nucleic acid binding; zinc ion binding. NCBI's taxonomy places the organism in Eukaryota, Viridiplantae, Streptophyta, Magnoliopsida, Cornales, Cornaceae. The coding region runs from base 1 to 447 and encodes 148 amino acids. The transcript has a single exon.